AUGUGGUUAUUAUUACAAACCAUUUUGCUCAUUUUGCUUUAUUUCUCUUUUUCUUAUGCUGUAUCAUCUUCUGAUAUCAUCUCUCCCUCCUGUCAAUUACAGGGACAAUUUAAUCUAAAUGGGAAUAAAAAAACUGGAGAUGUCAUUCUGGGUGGACUCUUUCCAGUCCACUUUUUUAGAAGUGUUCCUGACCUGUCUUUUAUCUCAGACCCCCAACAGCCUAAAUGCCAUGGUUUUUAUGAACUAGGAUUUAGACUGGCACAAACCAUGGCUUUUGCUAUUGAUGAGAUCAACAGCAACUCCAAUCUGCUACCUAAUGUCACUCUGGGAUACACUCUUUAUGAUAACUGCGUCAACCUUGGAAUUGCAUUUCGUGCAGCAUUGUCUUUAGCCAGUGGUCAAGAGGAAAAAAUUAUAUUAGAUAAUACAUGUAUUGGAAAUCCUCCAGUCUUAGGGAUUGUUGGUGAUUCUCCCUCGGCACACUCUAUUGCUAUCUCAAGCAUUUUAGGUUUGUACAGAGUACCUAUGGUGAGUUACUUUUCCACGUGUUCCUGCCUGAGUAACCAUCAAAAAUAUCCAUCCUUCUUUAGGACGAUCCCAAGUGAUGUCUUCCAGGUUCGUGCUAUGAUUCACAUUCUAAAACAUUUUGGCUGGACUUGGGCAGGUCUGCUCGUCAGUGAUGAUGAUUAUGGACUUCAUGCAGCAAGAUUCUUACAAUCUGAGCUCAGUCUGUCUGGUGAAGGUUGCCUUGCUUACUUCGAGGUUUUACCCUGGGACAAAGACACAGAUGAACUCUGGAGGAUUGUGAAUGUGAUGAAAACCUCUACCGCUCGAGUUGUCAUUGUUUUUGCACAUGAGAGUGGCAUGAUAAACCUCAUGGAAGAGGUAGUGAGGCAAAAUGUAACUGGCCUACAGUGGGUGGCCAGUGAAGCCUGGACAGCAGCUGCUGUGCUCCAAACACCUCAGCUUAUGCCAUACCUGGGUGGUACACUGGGUAUUGCCAUUCGUCAUGGGGAAAUACCAGGGCUCAGAGAAUUCCUGUUAAAAACACGUCCCAAUCUACAUCACAACAAUAGCUAUGGGAAUAGCAUGGUGAAUCAGUUUUGGGAAUUCACAUUUCAGUGCAGAUUUGCACCAGCUCCACCAGGCUGGCUGGAAGGUGGAGGUGCAUUAUGCACUGGAAAGGAAGAUCUAGAAAAAGUAGACACUGUAUUUUUGGACAUUUCUAACCUGCGGCCUGAGUACAAUGUGUAUAAAGCUGUGUAUGCUUUUGCACAUUCUCUUGAUGACAUGCUCCAGUGCGUGCCAGGAAGAGGGCCUUUCAGUGGACACAACUGUGCCACGUUGCAGUCACUGGAGCCAUGGCAG
Messenger RNA from Haplochromis burtoni (Burton's mouthbrooder), 1368 nucleotides. Its product is annotated as extracellular calcium-sensing receptor-like. The transcript has 6 exons. Gene Ontology annotation, molecular function: G protein-coupled receptor activity. Lineage: Eukaryota; Metazoa; Chordata; Actinopteri; Cichliformes; Cichlidae. Gene Ontology annotation, cellular component: membrane. The record is from RefSeq and is a predicted model, not a curated record. The annotation marks the transcript as partial. Gene Ontology annotation, biological process: G protein-coupled receptor signaling pathway.